UUGUUACUUGUACACCUAAACAACUUCAGGAAUUUAUCCAUUUUGGCAUAGAGUGUACUGAGUAUAAUUCUGUUACUGGUACCUCUAAUGUAAAUAUGCAAAUGACAGUUCUUUACCAUAUGGAAUCUGUAAGAUUUCAAAAAUAUUUAGGUCAUUUGGGUUCAAACAUCAAAUUAGGUAGUACGUAUCUUAUAUCGGGCCUUUUUAAAUUUUCAACUUCUGAAAAGAUGAUGGUCAAGGCAACAGACAUUGAUUACUUAAGAACUUCAAAUAUUAUUCAUAAUACGUAUGAAAAUUUUUCUUCAAAUCCCAGUACACAAUCGAUUAUUGACAUUAUCGCUGACGAUAUUGAAUCUACCACAACUCAUGCUCUAAAAACUGUUGAACCUACAAUUACUUCGGCUAAUCAUAAUGUCAUGGUUACUCCAGGUCCAUCAAAAAAUUUGAAAGAAGAGCAAUUGAGUUAUAAAGAUGAUGAAAAAACUGAAGAAUUAGACGAAGAUGAAAUCUCGCAGGAUAAAAGUGAAGAAGAAAGUCAAUCUAAAAAAAGGAAAAGAAAUGUUAGAAUAACUACGAAGGAAAAAAAAAAGAAAAGCGAAAAAUAA
Racocetra fulgida is the source of this 605-nucleotide messenger RNA. NCBI's taxonomy places the organism in Eukaryota, Fungi, Glomeromycota, Glomeromycetes, Diversisporales, Gigasporaceae. The record is from the annotation of a GenBank genome assembly.